Funneliformis caledonium is the source of this 166-nucleotide messenger RNA. NCBI's taxonomy places the organism in Eukaryota, Fungi, Glomeromycota, Glomeromycetes, Glomerales, Glomeraceae. The record is from the annotation of a GenBank genome assembly.
AUGCUUUUACCAAUGAAUAGUUUUAAACAUAAUCAUUAUUAUGAUAACGAUCUCACUGUAGAAUAUUCAAAUAUUCCUAUUACACCUGUCCUUUCAAAAGACAUAAGCAUGAUGGAAAUUGAUCCUAUUGAAGAAAGUUCAUCCAAUAACCUUGAAAAAGAGAAAA